UUUAAAAAUACAAAUGUGUAAAACGUAACAUAAGGAAAUUAUUUCAAUAAUAUUGUGACAUAUAUACAUCGUAAAAUAAAUGUGACAUGUUUGUUUGACACUCCCUAAAAACAAAACAAAUCAAAAGAUAACAAAAACAACAAAAAUACCGGAAAAACAACAAGUUCAGAGACCGGGAAAAAGAAGAAGAAGAAGCAAACAUUUCCCCUUAUCAUCUCAAUGGUCAAGAUGACAGCCCUCCGUUAUAUGGGCUGGAUCACUGGAUUCUCUGUAUUCACCGCGUUUCUAUCCAUCAUUUAUCAGGCAUUUCUCUCACUCCAAGCACUCAAUAGGACGACAGUUCUUCUAGCCGGUCUCCUGGCCUUGGAGAGCGGCCUAAAGAAAACGAAUCUUGGCCCGGCACCCAAAGUGGCCAUUGGUUAUGGAGCCUGCACCGACUUACAAAUAAAUGCCACCGAAUUCCUAGAGACAUACUAUAAAUUGCGUGUACCGCUAUCUGAACGAAUGGCAGCACAAUCUUCCAUGGAAAUAGUGAAAACUGAAGAUGAAUUGCUGCAAUCGUUUGCCUAUUAUUUUCAAAAUGGAGCAGCCGCAGAACGCAUGAUGGCCAAUGGAACGUUGUUCCGGCAAUUGGUGGAGUAUGCCAAGAUUAUGGGCGAGGAGCGCAUACAUUGGUAUAUGGGCGGAAAUGCUCCCCUUAUGGCUGUACGUUUCUUUAUGGAGGGAGCCGAUGUAUUGCUCGGAGCGCACAUGUCCAAAAAAUUACGACCCUUGCUGCCCAAAGAAAUACACUUGGCUGGUCAUGAGAUACCUGAUGAUGAUAUACAUCUGAUACUGGAAUACAAAGCUGGCGAUGGUUGGGGUCCAUAUCGGGCGCCACGUGCCAAUCGCUAUAUACUGCACAAUGAUAAGAACAAUCCACAUUUGAGAUCUGUCGAACAGUUGACCGAUGCCCUUAAAGAUUAUCAUCCGCAAUUGCUGGUGGUCAGUGGCUUACAAAUGAUGGAUAUGUUUACAUUUCAACCCGGGGAACGGGAGGCUCGCCUACAGCAAGUGAAAUGGCAAUUGAUAAGUCAACCGAAAGAUACAUUGCAUCAUUUCGAAAUGGCCUCGUAUGUGGAAUUGCAGUUGUUGCAGCAACUACAACAACUUGUGCUCCCCUAUGUCGAUUCUCUGGGCAUGAAUGAGCAAGAGUUGUCCAAUUUGCAGCAGGUUCUCUCCUACGGACGCAUCACAAUGGCCACCGAUUGGAAUCCACGUAUUGCCAUGACCCUGGAUAAAAUGCGACAAGUAUUCAUUAGUCUGUUGGAAGACUAUGAACAUGAACAUAUACGAGAUGCCAAACGUCGCCGGAUUUCGCGCAUACAUGUCCAUACAUUGGCCUAUCAGGCUAUACUAACCAUUAGCAGAUCGCAAUGGAAGAAUACAAAAGCAGCAGCAGCCAAGGCGGCAUUGACAGCCCAUCGUUAUGUAUGCAAAUCUCAAUUUAUCAAUCCCGAAUCUGUGUUGCAAGUGCUGGAUGACAGUUUUGCCACCUCCACCCAGGAUCAGGCACCACGUAUGCGCAUUAAUGCUGCUAAUCCUGUACCCUGCUGGCAGGAGUAUAUCCAAUAUGGCAAGGAUUUCCAACGCAUCGAAGUUGAGAUAUGCGUUGCACCGGUUUUGGUAUGCCGUGUGGCCAGAAAGACAGCUGGAGCUGGUGAUAAUAUCUCCGCUUCAGGAUUGGCUGCACAAUUGUAGUGAAUUUUGAACUGGAAGUUGCCACAAUGAAUGACUUGACUUCGGGACCGGCAAGACUGCUUUAUACAUACAUACAAAUAAUAUACAAACUGAAAGACUUUGCAUGCAUAUAUACGGAUAUAUGUAUAUAUGUGAAUUCCCUGUUGGAAAAUCCCUUUAGAUUUAUAUACUCUCAAGCAUAUUUAGCACCUUUAGUGACCUUAGGAACGCGUUACCUUCAAAAUACAUACAUAUAAACACAGAAUACUGACGACGAAAAUGCUCAAGACAACGAUAUUGAUAUAAUAUAUUAUUGGCAGGCCUCCUCCUCCUCCUCCAUCUCAUCCUCCAUUCCCUCUUACACAUUUUCCACAAGAAUAAUGGCCUUAAACACAUAUCUAAAAAAGGAAAAAACAUGUUUUUGAGAAGAAGAUAGAAAGAGAAAGUUAUUAUUAUUCCUAUUCUUAUGUAUUAUUAAUUAAAAUUACUCAAUUGUGUUCCGAAAUUUAUUCCUAAAAUGAAACAAACAAAAAAAAAAACGCAUCGAAAAAACCUAGUCCUAAGUUUUGUAAAUUUUUCUCGAAUUAAUUGAUAAACCAUUCAUUCCUA
This is a messenger RNA of Drosophila willistoni, 2328 nucleotides long. Its product is annotated as ADP-dependent glucokinase. Lineage: Eukaryota; Metazoa; Arthropoda; Insecta; Diptera; Drosophilidae. The transcript has 4 exons. Gene Ontology annotation, cellular component: endoplasmic reticulum. The record is from RefSeq and is a predicted model, not a curated record. Gene Ontology annotation, molecular function: ADP-specific glucokinase activity. Gene Ontology annotation, biological process: glucose metabolic process. The coding region runs from base 220 to 1740 and encodes 506 amino acids.